This is a messenger RNA of Mycotypha africana, 315 nucleotides long. RefSeq lists its product as uncharacterized. The transcript has a single exon. The record is from RefSeq and is a predicted model, not a curated record. The coding region runs from base 1 to 315 and encodes 104 amino acids. NCBI's taxonomy places the organism in Eukaryota, Fungi, Mucoromycota, Mucoromycetes, Mucorales, Mycotyphaceae.
AUGCCUCUAUCUUCUAUUUUCCGUUACAGAAAGCCUUAUCUUUAUCUUCAAUUUAUUCCCGGGGUCGCUGGAUUUUCUCCCAUAUCCUUACUUCAUUAUGGUAUUAUCGUUGACCGCUGUUUAUCCCAUUUAUUACAGUCGGUCAGCCUUAACCAUCAUGAAGGUUCUUUUUGUCCGCCAUUCCUCGGUCAACAAUACCAGAAAGUGGUUUUCACCUCUCCUAAAAAUUAUCAGCUUGAUUUUAUCUUUGCUUUGAACCUAAGCCGAAGGGAUUUCUCAGCCCUACAUUGUUUAGAUUUACCAUGGAUUGUUUAG